Mercenaria mercenaria is the source of this 9703-nucleotide messenger RNA. RefSeq names its product amyloid beta precursor protein binding family B member 2-like. The transcript has 17 exons. Gene Ontology annotation, biological process: regulation of DNA-templated transcription. The record is from RefSeq and is a predicted model, not a curated record. The coding region runs from base 335 to 2842 and encodes 835 amino acids. Gene Ontology annotation, molecular function: amyloid-beta binding; transcription factor binding. Lineage: Eukaryota; Metazoa; Mollusca; Bivalvia; Venerida; Veneridae. Gene Ontology annotation, cellular component: cytoplasm; nucleus.
GGUUUACUAGAAACAAAUCAGAAGCUUUACGGAUAAAUGUUUUGUCUUCUUUGUUACUGUUGUUGGUCUAUUGGAAAACCUGUUGCGGACGUUAUUUGAUCGUGGCUGACAUUGGAAAUCAACAUUAACAAACAAAAACUUGCAAGCAUAAAUCAUGUGAAACAAGUCAAGAAAACGCAUGAAUUUUCAAAGAUUUCAAAUCUCGACGGAGGAAACGUCAUUCAUUGAAGACCAUGUCUAGAAGGGGAAUCCCAUGUGUUUUUGAUUGGAGAAGUGUUUUACGAGGAAGACAAAACAAAGUUACUGUGAAGCACAUCACUCUGAAGCCGGCUUAAUGUCGACUGUUGUGUACAAUUCCGCUUACAACUAUAACAAAUUAUGUACAAGGAGGUCUCGAACUCGGAAGUUCAAUUUGAAUAUGUACUGGUAUAGAAACCUAUACCGCCGACAACGGCAGCUUGAACACUACUGGACCCUGUAUCAUAACCCGUUAGAAGAUAUGGAAACUCCUUUCUUGAGCUUCUCCAACCCGAAUUACCAGUUUAACAGUCACAUAAGCACUAAAAAGAGCCAGUCUUUAAAAGACCAGAACAACACUGACGAUAUUAACAUCAUGUCCCUAGCAACAGAAAAACAAGAGAAGUCUAAACUUCUAAAUGAUGAACUGCCGUCUCAGAACUCAAUCGAGGAUGAUGAAAAUGCCUCAGUCAAAAGUGAUGAGAUUGUUUCAGAUGAGGAAAAUGAUAUUGUUGAAGCCAAUUCAAAACUUCUGUCAGAAGACAACGAUGAUGAAAAAUUAGAUAAUACCGAAUGUGUGAAUAUGACUUACGGUGAAAAACCAAAAGGAAUUUUGGCAUAUAUUUCUCUAUUAGAACAAAGUGCAAAACAAAGAAGUGAAAGACGCAAAAAGGAGCUAGAGAAUACAGAAAAUUACAUGGAUGAAUGUGAUAGCGGCGAUACAACACCAUCGUUAUCGGAGAAUAUCCGACAGAAAACAUUUGCCAAUGCUGGGUUUGACAUAAACUCCCCGGACUCCAAUGACAGCGGAAUUCAAUCCGAUGCCCGAUCAGAUGAUGGAAUCUCAAACACGCAUAACUCAAUCAGUGAAGAUCUGUAUGCCAUUACCAACAAAUCGUACCUUGCACGGAAUGAUGAGAAUGAAGACUCAGAGGAAGUAACGCCCACACAGACAGAGGAGGUGGAGGGAGAUGGAGCUGAUGGAGAGGAAACAGAAACAUUGCCCCCUGGUUGGGAGAGAUGUGAAGAUGAAGAUGGUCCAUACUUCUGGCACAUUAAGAGUGGAACGAUCCAGAGGGAGCCACCAUCGCCAGCGCCACCAGAUAUGAAGGAAACACUACGAUCUAUAUCCAUCAAUAGUGACUCUAGUACUGUAUCGGUAGAUUCGCUAGCGUCAACUCCGUCCAGUUCAAGUACGGAAGAUCACCUACACGAGUUUGAAGAUCAUGCCUUGCAAUACGCUGUCAAAUCUCUCAAAAAUCUAUCCACUCUACAGAGGAACUCCAGAUAUGGUGAGAACAGUACUGAGAAACCUGUCAGAUAUGCUGUCAGUUCAUUGGGCUGGGUACCGAUAGCGGAAGAGGAUCUGACUCCUGAACGAAGCAACAAAGCCGUCAACAAGUGCAUCAUGGAUCUUACCCUGGGGAGAAAUGAUAUCAAUGAUGUCGUCGGAAGAUGGGGAGAUGGGCAAGAUCUGUACAUGGAUUUAGAUAUGGAGAGCCUGAGAUUGAUAGAUACACAAGACAUGUCAGUACUCAACUAUCAGCCUAUACAUACCAUACGUGUCUGGGGUGUAGGCAGAGAAAAUGGAAGGGAUUUUGCGUAUGUUGCACGUGACAACCUAUCCAAGAACUACAUGUGUCACGUGUUCCGUUGUGACACACCAGCACGUCACAUAGCAAACACACUACGAGACAUCUGUAAGAAGAUUAUGAUGGAGAGAACCCUUCAGCAGAAUGCUCUCAAUAGACUCACCAGGCCCACAGACUUGCCAAAUAUUGAACCUGUAACCACUCAAAGUAAUGGGGAAAAAGUUACCUUCCAGAGUUUAUACACCAAUACAUCAUUUCCAACUCCGAUGGAGGAACCGAAGAAGAUACUAAGAUGUCAUUAUGUAGGAUCUGAUUUAGUAUCCAAACCGACAGGAAUGGAUGUAUUGAAUUCAGCAAUAGAUAAAAUGGUAGAGAAAGUUCCGCCUGAGAAAUGGCGAUAUGUUGGAGUGGCAGUGGCGCCAUCUACCAUAACUAUAGCAGAACAUGGGAAUCCAGACAGUAAGAUAGAGGAGUGUAGAGUGCGAUACUUGUCUUUCAUGGGAAUCAGUAUGACCAAUGUCAAAUUAUGCGCAUUUAUUGUUCACAAGGCUGAGGAUAAAUUCUAUGUACACGUGUUCCACAGUGAUCCGAAUGCUGGUGUCCUAUGUAAAACCAUAGAGGCUGCCUGCAAGCUAAGAUAUCAGAAGUGUUUGGAUGCUCAGCAUCGUUACCUUGGAAAACAGAAAGAAAGGAAAAAUAGGCUUGAUGACGAAGAUGACACGCCCACGGAGCAUAAAUCACUGAAGGAGAGCCUGAUCACUGUUCAGACAGAGGUCAAACAAGGGGUACAGAAGGUCAGCAGUUCGGUAAAACCCGUAUUAAACACUGUACAGAACGGAAUGAAAAACAGUGUACAUUCUGUAAGUGCAGGAUUAAAGACUGGUGUCCAUGGAAUGCAGUCGGGUGUAAAAGCAGGAGUUCAGAGUGUAUCAAACUUAUGGACAGCGUUCCGGAGCAGGCGGUCGGAGCAGGUGGAAAAUAACCAGAGACAAGAACAGGAACAAGAAUCUUAACAGUUCUAUUAUUUAGUCUUCUAGAUACAAGUUUUAGGGUGUGAAAGCUGGCUUGAAGAAUAUGAUGACCACACUAAAAUCGCCAACAAUCAUCCAGAAGAUCUUCACAGAUCGUGUCUGUGUAGGUGAUAAAGAGGAUUAAAGUUCAAGGUCAUGGAGCUUCAGAAAGGUCAUAUGAUGAUCAUUUGACAGUUUUUGACCUUUGAGAGGUCAAGGUCAUAGAACUUCAGAAAGAGGUCAUGUGACGAUUUGACAGUUUGUAACCUUUGCGAAAAGUUGUAAGCACCAAAUAAUUUGAUGAGUUGAAAUGCAUGUACGUUUGAACUUGUACAAGAAUUGCUUAUUGUAGCAGUGUCAUUCUUGAUUUGCAAGCAAAAUCCAUCCAAUCAUAUGUCAGAUCACAUGCAAUUUUAUCUAUGCUUAUGCGAAUACCAGUAUAUGUUGAAGACACAAGGCUUUCUCACUCAUCAUAAAUCAUUCAUGAAAUAAAUUGUUUGAUGUUCAUCUAGAUUUGCAGAAUUUGUAAAUGGUUUGCAUUGAAGAUGACCAAAACAUAUGUUGAUAAGAUAUUUUUCAAUUUACAGGAACUGGAAAGUAAUUCUUCUCUUUUGGUGUGUUGGGUGGUGGGGGGCAUAGGGGCAGUGGAAGUUUUUUUGCUAAACUAGAUGAAAUGCUAUCAUUAAAAAAACAAUGCUUAUAUUCAUAUAUGUUUACCAAAGAACAGCUUUACCAGAGCUAAAGAUAUUUGUUAGGCAAAAAAAAAAAUUACUUGUUCUCCAAAUAUACUGUCACACCUACAGUAUUACAUUAUCUACAAUGCCAUAGAAAACUGAAGAUUUGAUAUGUUUUUCAACCCAUUGAGAUACAUGUAGUCACACUUAAAAUGGUUUUCUGUCACUUAAUGUCAAAGACAUUUGUACUCAAAAGUUGUGAAGCGAUUUCUCUUUAAACAUAUUGUUGUGACACUGAUGAAAUACACUCAUUUUGAUAAAGUGGUUUGAAAUGUGUAAAAUACAUAUAUGUAUAAUGUAUUAUUUCAAAGUACAUACAAUUCACCAAAUGUAUUGUAAGAGAUGUGUUGCCUACAAGUAUAUUGACUGCCCUGUAAAUACUCCAGUAUAUAGGAAAGUGUGUCACUUUGUACAUAUAGUAACUAUCUAGAGUUUGUUUUUUUAAUGGUACAGAUAUUACAUUCUUCAAUACUGUACUUUGUGAUAUUUUGGAAAUGACUUACAAUUGGCAUAAUUGGCCACCACUGUGAAGUAGCUGAAAUUGAGCAUAUGAAAAUAAUACAUAAAUAAAAUAAAACCACAGUGUUGGUAUAUUGUUUUCUUGCAGAAUUUGACUGCAAUUUUUUUCUGAAUAUAAUGAAUAUUUUUGUUUAAUAAAGAACAUCUGAGCCGUGCCAUGAGAAAACCAACAUAUUGCAUUUUUGACCAGCAUGGAUCUAGACCAGCCUGCGCAUCUGCACAAUCUGGUCAGGAUCCAUACUGUUCGCUUUCAAAGCCUAUUGCAAUUAGAAGAACUGUUAGUGAACAGCGCGGAUGCGCGGGCUGGUCUGGAUCCAUGCUGGUCGCAAAUGCACUAUGUUGGUUUUCUCAUGGUGCAGCUCAUCUAUACCCUUCCUUUUACUUCAAAUAAAUGAUACAAAGUUUGUAGCUGAUAAAGAUUGUUAAGUUCAAAAGAAAUUUGAUGAAGUUUAAGGUAUAUUUUAUUCUAUACUUUGGUGAAGAUACAACGUUUUCUUUGUGAAUAUUUUAUUUGAUCCUUAGUCUAUCACAUACAUGAUGUAACUGUUACUGUUAAGUCUGUGAUUUUUCUUGUUUAAGUUAUAUAACUGUUGGAUGAUAAAUGUUGGUAACUUGUUGUAAGAAAUCGGUUGUCUCCCUUUUCCAAUAAAACCUUUGAAACCUAUGUAAUUCACAGGAAAUAAAUUUCAGUCAAUGUGUAGUGUACAUAGUUUCACAGAAGGAGAUAUAUUUAGACUUUAAAUGUCAAAUAAUGAAGUGUGGUCACGAAUUUGCAUGUGAUGUCAUGUGCACCUGCCAGGGUGGCUCGGUAAAUAAAUCACAAGAAUCACUGAAACAAGAGGUUGCAGGUUCAGUGUUGGGGCAAGGUGUAUGUUCUCUAUGACAGAAGACAAUACGUCCAAAGUCUUUGUCCUCCAUGUCUGAGUCAUGUGGAGAAGUUGUCAGUUACUUGCAAAGAACAAGUCUGUACUGUUGCAGAAUACAGGAACACUGCAGAAUAGAGGAACACUGAUUAGGUUAAAUGCCCACCAUUACAUAAACUGAAAUUCUGUCUAAACACUGCCUCAAGCUGCAAUGGAACAAACACUUUUGCAAUAUAUAUUUUUCUUAUGAAGCUUUACCAGUAUUACACUAUACAGCUUGCAUUGGAGUGAACUAUAUAUAAUUAUGAAGAAAGCCACUAGCAAGUAUUGUUAAGAUUUUCGUUAAAAUGACUUAUUUAUACAGUUGAUUGUUUUAUAUCUUUGUUAAUGUAUUGAAGUUUAUGCAUUUUGUAUUGUCAUUGAACAGGUUCUGUUGAAUACAUUCCUGCUUUAUGUAUAUAAAACGCUUGCUUUAUACUGACAGCCUGCCAAGCAGAUAUUUGUGUAUUUCAUGUUUUUUGAAUUUUUGCAAUAUUUUCUGUAUUUACCCCAAACUCUAAACCUAUAUUUCUUAACAAAAUUUACCAAUUCUCCUAUUGUUACGGAUAUUUCACAACUUGUUUUACUCACCUGAUAAAGUUCAUUUAUAUAUUAUCAGUUACAAACCAACACUUCUUUUAGAAAAUAUGUAUAUACAGCUACCUAGAACAGACAACAGCCGACCUUUAAUUGGCUACUACUUUACAAUGUUGCACCAAAUUGCAGUUUUAAUAGUGUAGUGUAUAUAUGGCAGCCGGAAAGGUGUGUAUUCUUGAAAAGGGUUAAACCAGUUACAGUAGUGGUGUUUUGACCAAAAUUCUUCUGAUUGACUUGCAGAAUCCAUCCAAUUAUAUGUCAGAUUACUUACAAGUUUAUCUGUGCUUAUACUGAUUAACUUAUAUUUUCAUAUUUUCUUUCAUUAGAAUUUUUGAUUAUGUAAACAAAAAGGUGCAAUAAGGGCUUAAAACUUGGUUGUGUAUUUACUGGUACUUGUGUAGUUUAUUGAGAAACUUAUUUGAUGAAGCGCAAUAUUCAUGACCUGAUGUUGCAAUGGUUUGAAACUUAUUAGUAUGUAUUUAAACAAUACUGGGAUUGAAAUAGUUCAUCUAGCUUCCAUUUCAUUGCUACUGAUUUGUUUUUACCAUUAUAAUAGCUGUAAACAUUACUCUUUAACUCUAAAUUUACCAAAUCUCAUAAUUCCUUACUUUAUUCUAAUAAGAGCAGACUUUGGUCCAGUGGUAACAUAUUGGAGUGCAUAACAAGAAGUUUUGAGUUUGAUCCUCCAUUUCUCCAACUGAAAUUAGUUAACAUUCAGAUAAGUGUCUUUAUAUGAGUGAAUUACACCCGAAACACAAAAAGAAACCAGGGAAACUUCUGGAAUCUGAACGCCUUUUCUAUCCUUUUAACUAAAUUACUAACAUUCUGGAGGAGUCUCUCAUACAGAUCACAGGUGACAUAUAUUAAGAUUAGAUACACACAAUUUAUAGCCAGAUUUUUCACCAAGUUGAGGCAUACUAACACCGUACAGUGUAAUGCUGUAUUUUUGUCUGACAUACUUUCAUAAGUAAUUGGCUAUAUUUUAUUUGUUCAAAUUGAAAAGCAAGCUUCAAAAGUCAAACAAGUAAAAAUAGAUUUCAAGAUGACUAGUAUUCAUACAUUGUAAAUAUAUAUUUUGAAAAUGUUUAAUGGUUGACAUUGUUAUUGGAAGCGGAGUCCUGUGGUAUAACCUUUGUUGAUGUUCAAACUUUUACAAUAUUAAAGUCAUUUUGUUGACCAUGAGUGUUUGCUUCAGUGUAAUUUUAUUAGGUUGUACCCCUUUUUUACACAUUUUAUACAUUUCUCAUAUAUAUCUACAUUUUUAUUCCAUUUAGUAUCUCAGAAAUGUUGUAUUGAAUAUCUUGAUAUAUUUAAUUUUCAGAGGCCAUAAAAAUGUUGGAAUUUGGUUCAUUGAUCGUCAGUUCCUUGAUACGAAAGCUCAUUGUUAACUCCCCUGUAUCCAAGGCUGGUAAGUGGAUGCAUUGACAGUCAACAGCUGUGUUACUGGAACUGUUUAAGAAAUGAAUCGGGGGUUUAGUAAUUUCCACCUUUUGGGUCAAUGGAUUUCAUUGAAAUUACAAUGCAAAACCCGUGUAUAGUACUGUCAAAGGCAGUGUAUUUGGACGGUAGAUAUGAAGAUAUAAAGACGGCCAGUGAACUAAAUCGGCUGUUUUAUGGUCUUGUUAUAUAAGAAAUAUUAUUGUGCCAAAUAUUUAGCUCGACUAUUCGAAGAAUAGUCUAGCUAUUCUACUCACCCUGGCGUCGGCGUCGGCGUCACACCUUGGUUAAGUUUUUGCAUGCAAGUACAUACAGCUAUCAUUUAAAGGCAUAUAGCUUUGAAACUUAUUUAUUCUUUUUCUAGGUCAAUUACCAACCUCACUGGGUCAAGUUCCAUAACUCUAACAUGUAUUUUGAGCAAAUUAUGCCCCCUUUUGGACUUAGAAAAUUCUGGUUAAAGUUUUACAUGCAAGUUACUAUCUCCAAAACUAAUGCAGAUAUUGAAUUGAAACUUCACAUGUGUCUUCGGGGUUAUAAAACUAGUUGAUAGCACCAAGUCCCAUAACUCUGACCUUCAUUUUGGCCAAAUUAUGCCCCCUUUUGGACUUAGAAAAUUCUGGUUAAAGUUUUGCGUGCAAGUACAUACAGCUAUUACUAAAAGGCAUAUAGAUUUGAAACUUAUUUUUUCUUUUUCUAGAUCAAUUACCUACCUCACUGGGUCAAGUCCCAUAACUCUGGCAUGUAUUUUGGCCAAAUUAUGCCCCCUUUUGGACUUAGAAAAUUCUGGUUAAAGUUUUGCGUGCAAGUACAUACAGCUAUUACUAAAAGGCAUAUAGAUUUGAAACUUAUUUUUUCUUUUUCUAGAUCAAUUACCUACCUCACUGGGUCAAGUCCCAUAACUCUGGCAUGUAUUUUGGCCAAAUUAUGCCCCCUUUUGGACUUAGAAAAUUCUGGUUAAAGUUUUGCGUGCAAGUACAUACAGCUAUUACUAAAAGGCAUAUAGAUUUGGAACUUAUUUAUUCUUUUUCUAGAUCAAUUACCUACCUCACUGGGUCAAGUUCCAUAACUCUUAACAUGUAUUUUGAGCAAAUUAUGCCCCCUUUUGGACUUAGAAAAUUCUGGUUAAAGUUUUACAUGCAAGUUACUAUCCCCAAAACUAAUGCAGAUAUUGAAUUGAAACUUAACAUGUUUCUUCGGGGUUAUAAAACUAGUUGAUAGCAUCAAGUCCCAUAACUCUGAUAUGUCCCCUUUUGAACUUAAAACUCUUUUGAUAUUUAACAUUUUGGGUAAUAAUUUCCAGCUUCUGUGACAAUAUUUCGAAUAGUCGAGCUUGGCUGUCUUAUGGACAGCUCUUGUUUGAUUUUACAACCUUGCCUGUUAUACAUUAUAUGUUCAGUCUUUGCUUAAUGUUGGCCAGUUACUCUUCUGUAUUUACUACAUAUAUUUUCUAAGUUACAUUAUAGCAGUGUAAGCAUCUGUUUGUGUAGGAUAUAAAAAGAUUUAAUAAAUUUUGUCAUUUUUACUUCAGAAAAGGAAUCAUUUAUAUGUUUGAUCAUCUAAAGUUUACCAAAAGAUAUUUUAGCCAGUACAUUUGAAGAAGCAAAUUAAAGAAUUUUUUAACACGUAUUUAAAUAGGUUUUUAUGUUUGUAAUUGUAGCACAGAAAUGACAAAGGUUAUUUUAAUAUAGAAUGUGAAUUAAGCUACACAAAAAGUACAGUUCUGCUUUAAUAUCAUAAGAAUAUUACUUUUACAAUAUAAAAUAUUUAUUUGCAUUUCACAUUUAAUCAAAGCUGUUUUGAUUACAAAGAUUUUUUGUAUGGUGCAAAGCCUGAUUGUUCUUCAUAAUUUUUGCAUUGGAAAUCUGCCUACAGACAAAAAUAUAUAAUCUUACUUCUGCCUACAUGCUAGAUAUGAGUUAGUGUGCAUUAUAGAGGAAUUUGCAGAAGUUUAAAAGGCCGUAGUCAGUAAUAACUAGUCACUCAAAUGUUAUAAAAGCUUAGAGACCAGUCUCCUAAUGCAGCACUGCUAUUGUUCAGUUUUAAAAGUAUUUUCAGAAACAACCAAUCAGAUGCUGUAGUAUUUGACUGGACUCAAAUAUGAAUUUAAUAACUGCAGAUCAAGAGUUCAAAGUACACAAUCUGUAGAAGUAGUUUUGAGCAUUGCAAGUCUCCAUUUGCAGUUAAGAAAUUGAUUUAUUUUAAUUCUGAUCUGCUGAGCCUAUUCUUAGAUGUACAUUACUCAGUUGAAAUCUGUUUGUUAAACUAUUAUGGUAUGUAACAAAUAAUUUUGGAGACAUUUCUUAAUAAGUUGACAAGUAGGACAAAAAUGUCAGAACUAGAAAUUACACAAACAAGGUUUUACCACAUAUUAUAUGAUGCACAUUAAUUCUGUCUAAAUAUGUCAAGUUCAUUUCUUCCGUACAAUACCUUCUUCCAUUUAUUGUAUUAUAAAUGUUGUGUUGUGCCAUCAGACUUUUUUUUUUUAAGUAUCAACAUUAACGAUUGGUUAAUGAUAACUGUGCAAUCACUUUUCAUCCAAUAGAAUGUUCCCUUCAAAAUGAUCUGAUAAAUUUUGUCGAAAGGAAAACUUUUGAUUGAACAGUAUUUUUAGCAGCUUAUAUCUGCUUGUAAGAAUUUUGAGAUAAAGGGAAUCGAGUAAACUUGCUGUAAGCAUA